This is a messenger RNA of Argentina anserina (silverweed cinquefoil), 1041 nucleotides long. RefSeq names its product membrin-11. NCBI's taxonomy places the organism in Eukaryota, Viridiplantae, Streptophyta, Magnoliopsida, Rosales, Rosaceae. The record is from RefSeq and is a predicted model, not a curated record. Bases 112 to 795 code for a protein of 227 amino acids. Gene Ontology annotation, cellular component: late endosome membrane; SNARE complex; ER to Golgi transport vesicle membrane. The transcript is spliced from 4 exons. Gene Ontology annotation, molecular function: SNARE binding; SNAP receptor activity. Gene Ontology annotation, biological process: vesicle fusion; vesicle-mediated transport.
UCUCCUCUUUCACUCUUCAGAUUCAAUCUCUCUCCGAUUCUUGUGAAUUUCUCACUCAUUUUUAAAUCAAUUGAAAUCGAAUUUCUGCAGAGUGAGAGAGAGUCGGUGGCAAUGGCGGUGGAGAGAGGAGCAGGAGGAGGAGGGACGCUAUCGGAGAUACACCAGAGCGCGAAGAAGCUUCUGCUACGAACACGAGACGGCCUCGAAAGGCUGGAGAGGCUGGAGUACUCGAGCGGCAUCGACUCGCCGGACCUCGCCAUGUCGAUCAGAAACGACCUCUCUCAGAUCCAGUCUCUCUGCGCCGAUAUGGACCGUCUCUGGCGCUCCGUCGCCGCCAAGUCGCAGCGCGAUAUCUGGAAACGUAAAGUGGAGCAAGUGGCAGAGGAGGCUGAAUCGUUGAAGGAAGGUUUGGAUAAGUACAAUUUGAGAAAGCAGAGGAAGAUCUGUGAAGCCAAAGAGCGGGCUGAGCUGCUUGGAAGAGCUAAUGGAGAGUCGUCUCAUGUUAUUAGAGUGUUUGAUGAGGAGGCACAAGCAAUGCAGUCGGCUCGGAAUUCGUCUCGCAUGCUUCAUGAAGCUACCUCGGUCGGGGAAGCUAUUCUGUCCAAGUAUGCAGGGCAGAGGGAACACAUAAAGAGAGCUCAACGGAAAGCACUCGAUAUUCUUAACACAGUAGGUCUGUCCAACUCCGUACUGAAGCUUAUCGAGAGGCGGCAUCAUGUAGAUCGGUGGAUUAAAUAUGCAGGCAUGAUUUUGACAGUCGUUAUUGUGUUUUUCUUUUGGAGGUGGACACGAUGAUAUAUGCUCUCUGUCAUGGUAUUUGGUUCUACUUCUGGAAACAGGAAAUUUUCUUGUGAUUUGGUCGAUGGAAAAAAGGCUAACAAUCACUGUACAUGCACUAUUUUAGAAGACAGACAUAAUACAGCGUAGCUUUCUACCUUUUCUUUGAUUUUGUCAGCUUUCUUGAUAUGGAAUCAUGGAUGGUUGUAAUCAUGCUCUUUGUUACAAAAAUGUUACAGAUCCAACUCAUCCAAGCAUAUCACU